UUCAAGAGAUACAACUUCCAAAUAAAGAAAGUAGUAAUGUUCUUUGUGAUGAUGAUGGUUGGAUGAUCAUUCAGCGUCGAAUUAAUGGAGAACAAGAUUUUGAUAAAAAUUGGCAAGAAUACGUGGAUGGAUUUGGAGACUUCAAUGGGGACUUUUGGUUUGGAUUGGAAAAACUGCAUCUGUUGACAAGUUCAGAUCGUCACCAGCUAAAUAUUUCAAUGACAAGUUAUGGGCUUACAAGUUUUGUGGAAUAUGACGACUUUCGUAUUGGUAAUUCAGAGUCUCUUUACGAAUUGGAGUCAUUAGGAACAUUUAUAAUGGGAAGCAAGAUAUAUCCAUUUAACAAAAAUUCGUUAAAAGCGAAAGUAAAUAAGAAAUUUUCAACAUAUGAUAAAAAUAAUAUUCCAAAUGCUUAUGAAAAUUGCGCUGAAAAUGGCAUGGGUGGCUGGUGGUAUUGGUUUUGUAUUGACAGCAACCUAAACGCGCCUUAUAAAGAUGAAAUGGUCUGGUCUUAUAAUAAAUUGACAUCCGCAACUAUGAAAAUUCGCCCAUACUCUAAUGAGUAUUGAAAGUCGCUAUUAUGUUUAAUACGUAUUUAAGGAAUUACAACAAUUUUAAUUUUCUUUUGCUAAUAUUGUA
Messenger RNA from Drosophila albomicans, 639 nucleotides. Its product is annotated as ficolin-1-like. Bases 63 to 569 code for a protein of 168 amino acids. Lineage: Eukaryota; Metazoa; Arthropoda; Insecta; Diptera; Drosophilidae. The record is from RefSeq and is a predicted model, not a curated record. The transcript has 2 exons.